Hippoglossus stenolepis (Pacific halibut) is the source of this 5377-nucleotide messenger RNA. RefSeq names its product sodium/hydrogen exchanger 2. Gene Ontology annotation, molecular function: sodium:proton antiporter activity. The transcript is spliced from 13 exons. Bases 374 to 2785 code for a protein of 803 amino acids. Lineage: Eukaryota; Metazoa; Chordata; Actinopteri; Pleuronectiformes; Pleuronectidae. Gene Ontology annotation, cellular component: membrane. Gene Ontology annotation, biological process: regulation of pH; sodium ion transport; proton transmembrane transport. The record is from RefSeq and is a predicted model, not a curated record.
AUUUGAACCAAUGACACAACUGUAGGAGGUUUGAGCGACUCCACCCACUGGGCAAGGCAGCAGUGUCGAGCAGGUUCAGCGAGACUGGAAACCAGACCUGUGCAGCUACUUCUGUUUGGACAGUUGAGAAGGAAGUGUUUCUUCUACCAAAUUAACCAAAAACUCAACAAUGACGUUUCUAAUUGAGAUCGACUUCAUCUGGACAUGGACUGGACAAAGGGAUUUUACUGGGAAUCUUUAAAUUCAGAUUUUCUUUCCUGCAACUUGCUGAAGUGAAGCUGCACCAUCAACAUUCUUUCAAUGUUUUGCCGCUCGUGUUUUGAGUGUGUCACAGCCCACAUUGGAAAUACCUGACAACUGUGGCUGAGUGGAAAUGGGGACCUGGGCUGGAUGUGGAGUCGGGACUCACAGAGGAGCUCUCUGCAUGCUGCUGCUGCUCCUCUUGCUCUGCUGCUUCGGGGGGAAAUGUGAGCUUCAGGAGUCUAAGCCACUGGAGCCGACCAACCUUCCCUCCGCCAAACCUUUCCCCGAUGAGAUCAAUGAGCCUCAGGCCUUUCCCGAGGAGGAGAGGUCCUACCUCCCUGUGUUUACCAUGGACUACCCUCGCAUCCAGGUCCCCUUUGAGUUUACUCUGUGGAUACUGCUGGCCUCCUUUGCCAAAAUCGGUUUCCACAUUUACCACAAAAUCACCAUCUGGAUCCCGGAGUCCUGCCUCCUGAUCACCAUCGGCCUCGUGGUCGGCGGCAUCAUGCACUCGGUCAAAGAGGAGCCCCCCGCCGUGCUCAACUCCAACGUCUUCUUCCUCUACAUGCUGCCGCCCAUCGUCCUCGACAACGGCUACUUCAUGCCCACGAGGCCGUUCUUCGAGAACGUGGGCACGGUGCUGUGGUACGCCGUGGUGGGAACGCUGUGGAACAGUAUCGGCAUCGGGCUCUCUCUGUUCGCCAUCUGCCAGUUUGAGGUGUUUGGAGUUCAAGAUAUCAACCUGCAGGAGAACUUGCUGUUUGCCUCCAUCAUCUCUGCCGUGGACCCUGUGGCUGCUCUGAACGUGUUCGAGGACAUCGGCAUCAACGAGCAGAUCUACAUCGUCAUAUUCGGCGAAGGACUCUUCAACGACGCCGUCACUGUGGUUCUUUACAGCAUGUUUUCCUUCUUGGCCGACCUGCCCGUCGCCGAACCAAGCGACGUGUUCCUGGGGGUGGCCCGUUUCUUCGUGGUGGGCGUCGGCGGCGUUCUCUUUGGCCUCCUGUUUGGAUUUGUGGCGGCCUUCACCACCCGUUUCACCCACAACGUCCGUCAGAUCGAGCCCCUCUUCGUCUUCAUGUACAGCUACCUGGCGUACCUGGUGGCCGAGCUGUUCGCCAUCUCCAGCGUGUUGGCCAUCAUCACAUGCGCCAUAACCAUGAAGUACUACGUGGAGGAGAACGUGUCUCAGAGAUCCUGCACCACCAUCCGUCACGUGGUGAAGAUGCUGGCCACCAUCUCAGAAACCCUCAUCUUCUUCUUCCUGGGUGUCGUUACCAUAACGACCGAGCACGAGUGGAACUGGGCCUACAUCCUGUUCACGCUGCUUUUCGCCUUCAUCUGGCGAGGACUCGGGAUUCUGGUGUUGACCCAGAUCAUCAACCCGUUCCGCACCAUCCAGUUCACCUUCAAGGACCAGUUUGGACUGGCCUACGGAGGCCUGCGAGGGGCAAUCUGCUUCGCCCUGGUCUACACUCUGCCCGAGAACGUCAACAGAAGGAACCUGUUCGUCACGGCUUCAAUCGCCAUCAUUAUUUUCACUGUUUUCAUACAGGGAAUCAGCAUCCGUCCCAUCGUGGAGUAUUUAAACAUCAGGAGAACCAACAAAGUCAUGACCUCCAUCAACGUAGAGAUUCACACCCGGACGAUGGAGCACGUGGUUUGUGGUAUCGAGGACCUGUGUGGACAGUGGAGUCACUAUUACUGGAAGGACAAGUUUAAGAAGUUCAACGAUCGUGUUCUGAGGCGAAUCCUGCUUCGAGACAACAGGGCCGAGUCCAGCAUCGUGUCUCUGUAUAAGAAGCUGGAGCUGCAGAACGCCAUGGACAUCCUGGACCCGCCCGUGUGGGACAUCAGUGCAGCGCCCUCUAUUGUCUCCCUGCACGACGAGAAGAUGGAGGCGUCUCGACCGAAGAGGAAGUUCCUGGCUGCUGACGUGAGCAAGAUGCACGACAUCCUGUCCAAGAACAUGUACAAGAUCCGACAGAAGACGAUGGCGUACACCAACAAGUACAAUCUGCCCGACGAGAGCCAGACCAGGGAGAUUCUGAUCCGCCGCCACGCCAGCAUCCGGCGAAGCCUUCGCGCUGAAAGUUUCCGUGAGAAUCCGUCACAAAACCCCCCCCGGUCUCAGAAAUACUUCUCCCUCCAACCCGGAGCAGAUCUGGAGUCGUCCUUUCCCCUCAGAAGACGAAGUCACGGCGGUAGUGAGCUGGACCGUCUCUCAGCUCGUUUCCAGUCGUCCAGAGCGUCGCCCCGCUCCUCCGCCCGCUCCCUGGCUGCCAGGAGAUUGAACACAGUCAAGGAGGCAGGAAGUGCUGGGACGCGACCCCCUGACUCCCCUGCACCCAGGAGACGCAGCUCAGAGCGGGCAGAGGGAGACGAAGACCCACGUCCAGGAGGAGCAGGCGUGGAAGCAGAGCGUCCUCCGCAGCGACCGCCAGGCUGGGUACCUGAGAACCAGGAUUCAGGAGAAACUGAGGCAGGAAAUCCUUUACUCAGACACUCGUCACCGGGGCCUCGAGGUUCAGGGAGGUCGUGAUGAUCCGAGGGAAGUAGGUUCCGUCAGAAAUGUGGCUCUUUAGCUCUAAUUCAACCGACAGGAAGUGAACAUCCAUCCUCUUCUGACUUCCAAAAAGUGUGAAAUACUUUCCGUCACACUUUACUUCUUCUUAACUCAACCAAAUAAAAACUGCAGUUCUCAGGUGCCACGUUCUGUACCGUACACGUGUAUGAAAUAUUUAAAAGUAGUUCGUUUUAUUUUUUAUAAAUUGCAAAAGUAUGAAAAUAAAUCUCAACAAACCUCAACUCUCUUGUCUUGUGGUGAAAAAGCCACAAUUUUCUUCACUUUAGAUCCAAUGACCAGACGACAUUAAUCCAUAAUCAACUGAGCUGCCAAUCAAACCCACACAACAAGGUCACGUCCACGCAGAAUCUGUUAAUAUACCAGAUUUCCAUUUAUGCUUAAAAAACAUAUUCUUCUGGCUUUUACUGGUUAUUUAUAUUCACCAUAACUCUCCUGUCCAAUUGAGCAGAUGGCAGCAAGUGGCUGCAGCUAAGAUUAGCAGCAAGUGGAGGUUGAGCCAAUGAAAGUUCAGUGAAAAACUUUUAAUAUUCUCCUUUUAUAAUGUUGAUUAAUUUAGGAAAUAGUGGCCUUGUUGUAUUUUCAGCUGUGGAAUAAUCCACAUUUCUAUUAUUUGGAUAAUUCCUCUGUGAUAUUGAGUUAAAUGUUAUAAUUUUAAACGUGUGUUUUUAUUGAAAUAUAUGUUUUAAUUCAACAUAAAAUAAGUAGAUAUUCAGAAGCAUAAAAUUAUAAUAUUCAUCAUUUCAAUUAAACUGUUUUCUUCAACUGCCUGUUAACCAAUCAGGGGGAAGUACCCGUUGACCUCUGACCUCAGCGAGCAUCAUGGGAGACUUGUUGUUAGCUUUGUAGCAGCUAAAGCUAAAGAACCAGUAGUUUGUUACAAACAGGAACAGAACUCGUUGUUUUACCUUUAAACAAUUAAAAUAAGAAUAAAACUGGAAACUGGGACUGAGGAUGGAAGUUGUGAAACAGCAGAGGAGGAAGUUUCUCUCACGUUAAUAACUGGAAACAGGUUUUAAACAGUUAGCUUUAAACAGUUAGCUUGAGUUUAGCAUCCAGCUGCAGACACAUGCUAAUCACUGGAGUCCACCUGCACAGGUGAGUGUCAACGUUUCCUUUAAACGUCUCAUGUGGAAGAUUCUGUGAAGUUUAAUGUUCCCUUUAAGUGAAGAACAUUUACACUGUGACGUUUAAAAGCAUCAAAAACCAUUGUGUUGUGUUGUGUUGUCGUGGGUUAGCUUGAAUGCUAAUGUGUGGUUAUAGAGCAGGGGCACAGUACUUUGUGUCCUAGAGGAAAUAAACAUGGAGAUUAAUGUGUGUGUUUAAAUCACGGUAUAAAGCUGCAUUUACAGAUUCCACAUUUACAGUUCAAACUCAGCAUUUCAUUCAUGCUGCAGCGGCUCCUGCUGUUUUCCUGUCCUGGUUAUAGAUGUGUUAAUAAAACCUGAUGCACGCCGACAUGGUGUAACACGACACGGCUGUAUUCCACCGUCGAGAAGCAGGCCAAGGACCCACAGGUACAAUUAAACCCGGGAGAGCGGAGCACUAAACAAUCUCCCCUGUUCACUUUAAUGUCCAGUUUUACGAGUGCAUCCGACUCGGAGACGGCCGUCCACAGCCAGGGUCGUCUUUCAGAGUCCACGUCUUUAUAUCUGAGGCACCGAGAGUCAAAGGAGCUGUAAAACGUCCGGCUGACAUGUUCCUGUUCCUGAAAGAACAAGCGCAGUGUUAGAAGUCGCACUCAAACACGUUUUAUAAGGACUAUUUAUUAUUUAAACCCUGUUUCUUUGUGAUUUUUUAAUGUUUACAUGAGUCAGAAAACUAUUUUCUCUCAAAAGAAGCGAAGAACUUCAUGCACGGAGUUUAAAAAAACUGUAUUUGAAGACGCAAAACAUCCUCAAAGAGACUUGGAAGUGUAUGUAUUAAUAAUCUAUUAUGAUUUCAUAGUAAAUGGAAAAUAACAAGGUGCAGGAGUAAUUCUUCUUCAUCUCAUAACCAAGUGUAACGUUCUCCCCAUUGAGGCUCAUUACACCGUGUUUGUCUUCAUUAUUCCUCCUGAUUAAAGAGGUUCAGCUGAGAGCGGUGUUUACUGCAGAGCUCCAACACGCUGUGAAAUCAACUGUGUUGGAAACGGAUAAAAGAAAUGAAAUAACUGAAUAAUGGGAAUAUCGUUUAUUAGUGGGAAUUAUAGAUAUGAAGAUAAAUGAAACCAGAAGAAAGAGACUUUACAGUUCAACACUUUCACACACACAGGUCCUUUAUGAUUUGUGGGUUCUACAUGUGCUUUUCUAUAUAUUUGUAUUCAUAUUUAUAUAUAUAUAUAAUUUUUCUUGUUUUCUAGUUAGUUUAUUUCAAUAACUCACACUGUUUGUAUUUCUUUUCUCUUGACGACCUUUGACAUUUUCUCUGAAGUGAAUAGAAAUCAAUAGAAACUCAGUUAAUAAUGUUAAAAGCUUCUCUCGCUCGAUGACUGUGAUUAUGUUCUGGGCAGUAAAUAUGAUUAAUGGCCUGAAAAACAGCCGGGUCAUGAAAUAUGCAUCAUGCUCUUAC